Ectocarpus sp. CCAP 1310/34 is the source of this 1202-nucleotide messenger RNA. The record is from the annotation of a GenBank genome assembly. Lineage: Eukaryota; Phaeophyceae; Ectocarpales; Ectocarpaceae.
AUGCUGAUGGUGCUGCUGGUGCUGCUGCUGGUGACGAGGGUGCUGGUGAUGACGAUGCUAUUGCCGCUGCUGCUGCUGCUGCCACUCCACAAGAGUUGGCCGCCGGUGUUGCCUCGGUGCCCCCCCUCGUUGCUGCUGCUGGCAACGUCUCUGGCCAUGGGUCUGUUGAGCGCGAGCUUGCUGCUAGCGAGAGGACCACCGAGGAUGUCAAUGAGGACGAGAGCAUGGACGAAUAUGGCGUUAGCGGUGACGAUGAUAUCGCUGGUGACGGUUUCGUGUGCGAGAACUGCGAGACCGCAGACGCGAGGGACGGUGACGUUGGUGGUGUCGCCCCGAUGGCUGUGGAAGCUUCCCAGGCAGAUGAUGAGAAUUGACCGUGAGUUUACCAGACUUGAGGGGCGCAACCACAGCGAGUCAGUGGCAGCGGGCGUGUAGCGGCAACCUCAGCGGGAAGGAGAAACGGCGGCAGCAGCUUCGGCCGAGGGUGGCGGCAGCAGGACCCUCGAAGAAGUAUUCUCAGCAGUGUAUCAAGUUGCUAUGCGUGUCGACACGUUUCCUUUUGCCAGUUUGUGCGCAUCGAAUGUGACGAAUCGACUCGAUAACUCGAAGCACAUAGGCCCAACAGCAGGUGCGGACAAUUUUGGCGCCAGUAUUUCAGGAGGCCGGUGAGGAGCGAGCCUUCCGCUGCUCCUUGUACCAGUAGGUUAAUCGAAUUUUGAAUGUCUACACGGUACUUUGAUGGGGCAGAUGUGCGCGUCUCUUGCUUUCGUCAGCAUCGACCGCACUAGCCGGCCAGCGAACCAAAGGACGCCAGUCUUAGGCGGGCCAGGUUUCCCAGACCGCGAACUCCUUCGAGGGGAGGGACACGGAGGAGACUGUGCGUCAGGGCCCAGCGCGAGGUUGGUUGUGCUUUUUUGUGCGUGCGUGUGGGGGAGUGGGGGGGGGGGGGGGGGGGGGGNGGGGGGGGGGGGGGGGGGGGGGGGGCGAUGUCUGCGGCUGCGUCUUGCCGAUGGUAGACUAUCAUGUUGCGGAUGAUUUGCUGCUUGUUUUUCUGGGAUUAUACUUUUCGUUCGGGUGUUAAAGUAGUGUUGAGUGGCCUUCGAAAUAGUCAUGAUGAUGUCGCGGUGAUUGUUCCGGUGGUGACGUGCGGUAAUCUCAGCUCGAUCAGGCAUGCCUGAAUUUUUGCAUGAGAGCCCCUUUCU